Molecule: messenger RNA, 936 nt
Organism: Diorhabda sublineata
Lineage: Eukaryota; Metazoa; Arthropoda; Insecta; Coleoptera; Chrysomelidae
Product: endoglucanase-like
Exons: 4
Coding region: 157-873 (238 amino acids)
Biological process (GO): carbohydrate metabolic process
Molecular function (GO): cellulase activity
Source: RefSeq, a predicted model, not a curated record
ACUCAUAAUUUACCUUUUUCAGAUAAUUUUGUAUUAAUACUACAAUCUAAAGAAAGUUCAAAAUGAAAUUCAAAUAUCUAUUGAAGAUAAGUAUUCAAGUGUUUUUAGUAUAUAAACAAGUAUUUUAUUAGAUUAUUACGUAAGCCGAUAAUAACCAUGACUGCAAGAACAUUUCUAAUAUUGUUUGCAUUAUUGUCAACAACGAGAGGUGAACAGUCUCCAGAUAUCAUUCCAGUUGAUGGAGGGGUGAGUGGUAACGGAAUUACUACUAGGUAUUGGGAUUGUUGUAAAGCUUCUUGUUCAUGGGUAGAUAAUAUAGAUACCCCUGAUCAAAAACCAGUAAAUUCAUGUCUGAAAGAUGGGGAAACAAUUGCACCCAUAACAGAUUAUUCAGGUUGUGGAGAAGGAGGCACUGCUUUCACCUGUAAUAACAAUCAACCUUUUCUUGUUAACUCUACCUUAUCGUAUGGAUUUGCUGCAGCUUCGUUUACUGGAGGUUUGGAUUAUAGCAUGUGUUGCGCUUGUGUAUUGCUCAGUUUUGAAGGUCAACUUAAAGGCAAGCAGUUCUUGGUUCAAGUAACUAAUUCUGGAGAAACGUUGUCUGUAAACCAAUUCGAUCUAGAUAUACCUGGAGGUGGAGUAGGAAUCUAUCCUCAAGGAUGUAUGGCACAAUGGAACGCACCCGAAACCGGCUGGGGUGAGCCAUAUGGAGGUGUCAGCUCAAUUGAAGAGUGCGAUGAAUUGCCCGAUGUCUUACAAGGUGGAUGCAGAUGGCGCUUUGAAUUCAUGGAAGGUGUCUCUAAUCCCAACGUUACUUUUUACCAAGUCAAAUGUCCUAAAGAGCUCAUUGAUAUAAGUGGAUGCGAACUUUGAGAUGGAAAGGCUUAAUAAAUUAAUCUAGUAACCAUUGCUUGUAAAAAUAAAUGUUAAACUGAA